Molecule: messenger RNA, 1173 nt
Organism: Limanda limanda (common dab)
Lineage: Eukaryota; Metazoa; Chordata; Actinopteri; Pleuronectiformes; Pleuronectidae
Exons: 4
Coding region: 160-1173 (337 amino acids)
Biological process (GO): DNA integration
Molecular function (GO): nucleic acid binding
Source: RefSeq, a predicted model, not a curated record
CCUUGUUGACUUUUUCUUUUUGUAGGGAGAACAGGCCGACCAGCUAUUGAUGUUACCAGAGAACAGAUAGAAUUUCUGCUGGCGCAAGGCAAUACAAUUGCAAAAACUGCUGAAAUACUUGGGUGUUCCUCAUCAUUUCUGUACAAGAAGUCAAAGUUGAUGGGUAUACCUGUCAGAAGUAUGCGGCCUGCAAUAGAUGAUGGUGGACUAGAACAACAUGUGAGGCAACUUCAGGGCCAAUAUCCUAAUUCUGGAAAUGAGAUUAUUCGAGCCCUGUUGCGCACACGGGGUGUCUUUGUUACACGGUCCAGAGUGCGUGAGAUGUUGACACGGGUGAAUCCAACUGCUGCUGCAAGGAGAUGGAGCCGGACAGUUGCAAGACGUGUUUAUCAUGUACCUUACCCCAACAGUUUGUGGCACAUUGAUGGGAACAUGCGUCUGAUAAGAUGGGGCUUUGUCACUCAUGGUGCAAUUGAUGGAUACUCCCGUCUGAUUACUUACCUCAGCUGCAGCACAGACAAUCGUUCCACAACAGUGCUUUCUCAGUUUUUGAAAGCAACCUGCCUCUACGCCCUACCAUCAAGAGUUAGAUCUGACCAUGGUGGUGAAAACAUCCUUGUGGCUUUAUUCAUGCAUCUAGUUCAAGGACUUGAACACAGAGGUUUCAUAACCGGACGAUCAGUUCACAAUCAGAGAAUUGAACGCCUUUGGCGUGAUGUAUUUUUGCAUGUGUUGCAGCACUUUUACCAUAUGUUCUACUCCUUAGAGGAUUCAGAGGUUCUAAACCCAGAUAAUGAUGUCCACAGACUAUCACUGCAUAUUGUUUAUCUUCCGGAGAUCCAGAAAAGACUGGAGCAGUUUAGACAGGCCUGGAACCUCCAUCCGUUGAGAACAGAAAAUAAUCGCACACCAACUCAACUCUGGACAGAGGGCAUGCUCAGAAAUAUUGCCACAGACAGCACAGCUGUCAACAAUGUGUUUGGGGAAAAUCCCUACAGCGACCAAAACAUUGAGGCCAUCCUAGCGCAGUACGGAAUUCAAACACUGCCUACACUUGACGAGGAAGAGUUCCCAGCUGCAAGGGUGCCCAAGAGGCUGGCAUCAUGCAUGGUCAUACGUCUUCAAAACAAACGGAACAAAUGUGUAUUAUUGCAAACGCUUGAUCUAAAGUGA